CGGAGGCUAUAAGACAGGCUGACAAAAGCAGCGGUCUUUCUCUGACACGUCUUCGUUGAAGAAGCAAAUAUUCACUUAUCGGGAUAAAAUGAACGGUGUGAUCGGUGGGAGCCCUGUCCACGGUCCGCCACGGCAGUGCUUCACCUGCACCCACGCUGACUGUAGCGCGACUUUCAGCAGGCAGUGGAAACUGAAAGAGCAUGAGUCGGUGCACACCGGAGAGCGCCCGUGUCGGUGCACGUUUGCUGGCUGUGGUCGUAGUUUCACGAGACGAUACCACCUGAGGCGCCACAUGCUGCUUCACACAGGAGUGAAGCAAUUCAAAUGCACAUUCGCUACUUGCACGAAGAGUUUCUUUGGCGCAGACCAACUGAAAAAACAUGUGCGCUACGCCCAUGGAGAAGAGUGCUUCAAGUGUAACCAGCCAGGCUGCUCUUUGACCUUCAAAAAACGCAGAAAGUUACGACUGCACCUGAAAGAGCAUGGUGUUCCUGCUAAGUUCAAGUGUCAAAAAGACGGAUGUGGUGCAAUGUUUGACUCUCACACUGAACGCAAAGCCCAUGAGAAGAAGCACACAGGUUACCGCUGUCCUCAUGACGAAUGCCAGGCGCUUGAACACACGUGGGGCAAACUUCAGAAGCACAGGGCCAAACACUCGGCCACAUUCACAUGCAGUGUGUGCAAGAAGGUGUUUAAGAAAGCGAAAGGUCUGCGGAGGCACAAACGGUCCCAUGCAUCCCAUAAGCCUGUGCUGGUUUGUCCCAGGGACAACUGCAAGGCCUACUUCUCUACAACCUUUAACCUGCAGCACCACAUCCGUAAGGUGCACCUCCAGCUCUUCAAAUACAAAUGCUACUUCCCCAACUGUCCACGCACGUUUGCUAUGCGGGAGAGUUUGACCAGACACCUGUAUAGCCAUGACCCAGACCCCACCUCUUUGAAGAAACGUCGGCGGCCCAAGAAAUCCUGGCAGAAGCGUUUGAACGGACACAACUGGACCCUUGUAGAGGACAAUCUGCGUCGUCUGUUCACCCGCCACGUGCAGGUCUCGCGACGUGCCAAAGUAGAGGCAGAGCUCUCGGGCCUCUUCAAUGAGCGCAAGAUCCCACACGCUGUUGGCACAGAGGCCGACCUACGCAGCUUGUUCAGUAUGAAACUGCCUGAGCCCUUGGAGGAACCUGAGGUUCCUGGAGGUGUGCCCCUCAGUAGCAGCUGCUGGAGUGCUGUCCUCAGGACGGUUAGUUCAGUAUCAUUUAAUGCCAGUGGAAAGAGCAUCUCAUUGUUGGUGCAGUGCUCAAGUUCUUCCCCUCUUUGCUGAUGGACUCAAAGCUCAGGGCUUAAGCUGCCUGACUGACCAGAUGUCGCUGCUAGAGAAUAUCUUAACACUUCUCUGAAAGUGGGGCCAGAACCCUGUUACAAGCUUCAUAAAUGUUGGCUUUAUGGCAGAGCAGUAACCCUACUUAUAAAAUGUCCUGACUGCUGUGUAAUCAUAUAAACGGGUUAAUCAAAUAGUUUCAGUUCACCAAUUGUUUAAUCCGCUAAUUGUUGCCGUUUUAGUUUGCAGCAAGCACAGAACACUAAAAGCUUGUUAGGGUAGAUGUCACAUUUUGCUGCAUUUUAUAUUAGGGGUGAAAUGUCUUAGAUUUGUCCUUUGUGUUGUAAAAACUUGCUCUAGUCUUUGUUACUAAGUCACUCUAAAAAAUCAAAUAUACAAAACAAAUUAAAGGGCUUCAGAAUUUAAUAUGUUCCCUUUUUAUUUCAGAUGGUCUGUUAAAAAUUUCCUUUUGGUGUUAAAUGAUUCCUCCUUUUCUUGGCCCAGUGGAGCAAAGCCAGGUCCAUUUCAAAGCUCCAGCCAAGCUCUGUAACUGCCUGGCAGUUUGAGUCAGGAUGGCGUCUUCACUGCUGUGUUUCUCUUUCCCGUGCCAAAAGACAUUCUUUCUGCUUUGCAGUCUCAGGCUACCUUCCUAACAUCCCUAGCUGUGGCGUUACCUCUUUUGGUCCAUACGUUAAAGGAGCUGACCUGCAUGCUCAGUCACACUGGAGGGGCUGCACACAACCACAGCUGACUGUCUUCUAAAUCCCUAAUAAUCUUGCCUACAUUGUAUCUCACCCCUUUGCAAAAUGU
This is a messenger RNA of Monopterus albus (swamp eel), 2125 nucleotides long. It is a transcript of the gene 42sp43, whose product is annotated as P43 5S RNA-binding protein. The coding region runs from base 89 to 1318 and encodes 409 amino acids. The record is from RefSeq and is a predicted model, not a curated record. Gene Ontology annotation, cellular component: nucleus. Lineage: Eukaryota; Metazoa; Chordata; Actinopteri; Synbranchiformes; Synbranchidae. The transcript is spliced from 11 exons.